Molecule: messenger RNA, 1818 nt
Organism: Orussus abietinus
Lineage: Eukaryota; Metazoa; Arthropoda; Insecta; Hymenoptera; Orussidae
Product: odorant receptor Or2-like
Exons: 6
Coding region: 303-1526 (407 amino acids)
Biological process (GO): sensory perception of smell; detection of chemical stimulus involved in sensory perception of smell
Cellular component (GO): plasma membrane
Molecular function (GO): olfactory receptor activity; odorant binding
Source: RefSeq, a predicted model, not a curated record
AUCGGCAUUGUGACUUGCAAUACUAAGUUUGCGUUAUAAUUUCAAAUACAAUGGCCUGAGGUAUAACUACAGGUAGAUUUAUAAAACAAGAGAUUUGCCGUAACAUUAAAUGGAAAAUCAUAGACUCAAUAAUUAGAGACCUACUAAUUGAAGGCUUCGAUUCCUUCGCUGUUGCAUAGGUAUAGCCAUAUUAUUAUGAAUUUCUCUCUGCUGUAGUCAGUUCCUGACGAAUAUUCUGUUUAGUUUCUUAUAGUAUCCAGGAACUAGAGCUGAAAUUGUACUAGUAUUUAACUUAGAGAACAAUGGACAGUGUCGGAACAAAAAUUUCACUCAGACCUAUUGAAGUUAAUUAUCAUUUAAGUGUGAGUCUAAAAAUAAUUCAGUAUAUAGGAACAUGGCUUCCUAAAGGAAAACACCGAUCAAUGUAUAAAUUCUACACAAUUUGUAGUUGCAUUACCAUACUAGGAAUCUAUCUGUUCGUCCAAAUUGUGAAUUUAAUAACCAUUUGGGGAGAUAUUGAGAAAAUGGUAGCUGGAGCAUUUCUCUUGAUGACAAACACAGUACAUGCCUUGAAGGUAGUUGUCAUAUUGCGUUGUCAAAAACGAAUUCAAUUACUACUGGAUACUGUCAACAGCGAGAUGUUCAAUCGAUGCAAUGAUAAAUACAAAUAUAUUUUGAAUUAUUACACAUGGAGUGGAAUAUUUCAUCACAUUGCAUACCAAAGUUUUGGAACUGUCGCUGUUGUAUGUUGGGGGUUUACACCAAUUGCAAACAUAAUAACAGGAAAAGGGAGACAUUUACCGAUGGAUGGCUGGUAUCCAUACGAUACUACAAAAACCCCAGCUUUUGAAAUAACCUGUUUACAUCAAAGUGUGGCUGUUAUAAUUGGAUGCUUUCACAAUGUUGCAAUGGAUACACUAGUUACGGGUCUUCUUACCGUGGCAUGCUGUCAAUUGGAAAUUUUAAAAUGUAAUAUUUACUCGUUGGGAAAGCAAGAACAUUCCGAAGAAUUUUCAAUUUCUGAAGGAAUAAAAGAUCAAGACAGCCCAGAAACAGUUCUUUAUACGCUUAAAAGGCACAUUCAACACCAUAACGUAAUUAUCAGUUUUGUGAAGGAAAUUGAAAAUAUUUUUGGGACAACGAUACUACUGCAAUUUUUUGUGAAUGGUUUUAUUAUUUGCAUAUCUUCAUUUCACAUAGCACAGAUGAAAAGUUACACUGCACCAGAAUUAAUCGGCAUGACAAUGUACAUGUGUUGUAUGACAUAUCAAAUCUUUAUAUACUGCUGGCACGGAAAUGAAUUGUACCUUCAAAGUCAAAGCGUAGCACUCUCUGCAUAUUCCGGAGCAUGGUGGAAUUGCAGUCAACAAUACAAGCGCAGUUUACUGGUAAUUAUUGCCAGAGCUAAUAAGCCAUUCAACUUGACAGCAGGAAAUCUAAUGACAAUUUCGCUAAAGACUUUUAUGGAAAUAUUACGGACAUCGUACUCCCUCUUUACCGUUCUUCAGAGUACAACGAUGAAUUAAAUCUAGUUCGAAAUUAUCCGAAGCAGUAUUGACGAUAGCACAUGAUUAUGACAAUUGAAAACCAUUCAUUAUUAAAGGAAAAGAUUAACUCACAACUUCUGAAAGUCUUGAAGAUCUUACUAACAUUGAAUAUUCCUUGAUAGGCUUUAAACGGCUGUAAAUCAUAAGACAUACAUAAGAGCAGUAAAUGAUAGCCUUAAACAACAAGCAGAUCUUGAAAAUAAAAACCAUAAGUUGCUGUUAGUACUAAUAAUAUGCAAUUAAUAUAGUAUUAAUAGAACUAGAUCCGUGA